Molecule: messenger RNA, 859 nt
Organism: Manduca sexta (tobacco hornworm)
Lineage: Eukaryota; Metazoa; Arthropoda; Insecta; Lepidoptera; Sphingidae
Exons: 3
Coding region: 171-701 (176 amino acids)
Source: RefSeq, a predicted model, not a curated record
AACGUUUUUUAAUCUGCAUCCCAUAUGUCAACUGUCGUAUGUUGUCAUUCAAUUUUUGACAUCAACAUGUGAAUUGUGGUAUUUUUGUUGUUUGUAAGGUUAGGAUUGCAAGAUUUUAAAACCAAGUACAAAAAUUAACCCUAUCAUACAGACCAUUUCACUUGCGAAACAUGUCACUGAUUAUGACAAAAGCAGCACUUGCUUUAAAAAAUGCAGAAAGCAAUUUCCAGUUCGUAAAAUUCGAGGCACAUAAGGCUAAGAAAAAAGAACCCAAUGAAAGUGAUGAAUUAAGUAUUCCUAGAAAAGACCCCCAACAAUAUUCAAAGAAGGAUAUAGAUUUAAAGAAAAUAAGACAUGAAGUUGUGAAAUUCGGAAUGUCUGGAUUCGAUGCAACGAAAAAGGAAGAAGCAAAAAUUGCCCUUGCAGUGAGUUUAGGUGCAAAACCACCCAAAGGUCAAUACAUAAACUAUAAAGAAUUGAUGAAGAAAAGGAAACAAGAAAAGCUAAAGGAGCAAGAAGAAAAGCAGUUGAUGGCUUCAAAGACUGUGAUGAAGACUGCAGGCAAAAAGAAAAAGAAGGGAGCCAACAAUGAUGUUGGACACUUUUUGGCUGGAUAUGGAAAGGUACAGAAAAAAGACUUAAAAAAAGAUGAUAAGACACAGAAAAAGAAGAAAAACAAGAAAAGAACUAAAAUUGUGUAAUUAUUAUGCAUAUUUGUAAAUAAAUGUUUAAAACCGAUUUAAGUUUUUAAAUGAUGUGAAUUUAAAACAAAGUAAUAAGAAAGGAUAAACCAUUAUGUUUUAUCUUACUAAAAGCAACAUAAAAUAGUGCAAUGUUGAAUAAAGGGUAUAAAAAGUAA